This is a messenger RNA of Ectocarpus sp. CCAP 1310/34, 519 nucleotides long. The record is from the annotation of a GenBank genome assembly. NCBI's taxonomy places the organism in Eukaryota, Phaeophyceae, Ectocarpales, Ectocarpaceae.
AUGUGGUUCGAGUCGGACAUGUACAAGCGGGACAAGGCUAGAUCGGACAAGGCAGACGCUGAGGUUGCGGCUUUCUUCUCUCGGGGGGCGGCGGGGAGCGUCGACCCCGCCGGCUCCCCAGCCGGCUCCCCCGCUACCGGGGCAGGCACCGGGGAGAGCGUUGACAGAGCAGGGAGUCCACCUGCAGGUCAGGGACCGGCGGCGCAAGCGGCGUUGGCUGAGACGGAGGUCCGCCAGGAACCGGGAAGUACGCCGAUAUCGUUGGCCGCCGCCGCCGCCGCCAACAUCCGCCGGGAACAGGAGCGAGAGCAGGAUAAGGGCGGGGACGAGGGCGAGCACGAGGGCGAGGAGGUGCCUGAGUGGUGGGUCUUCCCCUUCCUGCUUCUCACAGCGGCGUACAGCCCGUGGAGUGGUCAGGCCCCGUCGGAGUGGAAGCACCUCGACUCUUCGGACGGGCCGUCUAUAAAGCGGAAGGGCGGGGACGUCACCGUGGACUCUGACAACCCCGUGAGCAGCCCC